Molecule: messenger RNA, 1828 nt
Organism: Hippocampus comes (tiger tail seahorse)
Lineage: Eukaryota; Metazoa; Chordata; Actinopteri; Syngnathiformes; Syngnathidae
Exons: 11
Coding region: 122-1210 (362 amino acids)
Molecular function (GO): oxidoreductase activity
Source: RefSeq, a predicted model, not a curated record
UCUGCAGGGCUGGAAGGCCAAGUUGGAGCCAAGUGAAGGCAACACAUGAGCAGAAGCAAGGACAGCAGUCUUUCUUUUUUUGCUUUUGCAUCGGUGCGAGUAACAACACACAACAGGCAACAUGAGCAGGUGUUUGAUUAGCCAGAAGGAGGUGCAGAGUUUCAUCGAGAGGUGCAUGGUCGCGGUGGGCACAAAGCAGCAUCAUGCCCGCAGCCUGGCAGAGGUUCUGGUGGAGGGCGACCACAGGGGUCACUACAGCCACGGGCUCAACAGGAUGGAUAUGUACGUGAAAGACAUUCAGACGGGAAUCUGCGCCAAGGAUGGGGAGCCUGUCAUCGAUAAGGAGAGUCCAGCCACGGCGCUCGUGAACGGGAAGAACCUCCUGGGCCCCGUGGUGGGGAACUUCUGCAUGGAUCUGGCCAUCAAGAAGGCCAAAGAAGUAGGCAUCGGCUGGGUGGUGGCGCACGGCUCCAAUCACUAUGGCAUCGCCGGCUACUACGCCAUGCAAGCUCUGAAGGAGAACAUGAUUGGAAUGUCCUUCACCAACACGUCCCCACUGGUGGUCCCCACCCGCGGGAAAGAGUGCACCUUAGGCACCAACCCUCUCAGUGUGGCAGCUCCGUCCAAAGAUGGUGACAGCUUCGUCCUGGACAUGGCGACGUCCGCAGUCGCCCUUGGAAAAGUGGAGCUGCACGAGCGUCGUGGUGACAGUAUCCCGGAGGGAUGGGGCUGCGACGCCCACGGCAAGAUUACCGCCGACCCCAAGCAAGUUCUGAACGGAGGCGGCUUGGUUCCCAUCGGUGGCAGCGAGGCCACAGGUGGGUACAAAGGUUACGGACUUGGAAUGAUGGUGGAGGUGUUCUGCGGUAUUCUGGCUGGUGCCAAAUACAGCAACCACGUCCGCACAUGGAAAGUGACCGACAGGGUUGCAGACUUGGGUCAGUGUUUCGUGGCAAUCAACCCAGAGAACUUCGCUCCCGGGUUCACUACCCGCAUGGCGGACCUCUUGGCCAUUCAGAGAGGACUAGAACCUGCUGAUCCCGACGCUCCUGUUCUGACUGCCGGAGAUCCCGAGAGGGCCAACAUCGCCAAGUGUGAGAAGCUAGGCGGCAUCUCAUACCACAUCAAUGUCGUCAAUUACAUGAAUGAAUGCGCCAAGAGAGUGGGCGUCAGUCCUCUGUUGCCUUGUGACAAAAUCAUUCCAGAGUAGAUUGACAAGUGACAAGUUGAAGAUCAUUUCGGCUUCUUUUGAGCAUGCCAACAGCCUGGUUAGCAUAUACGGCGACCAAAUGAAAGCAAUUAUAUCUGUCGUGUCGAAAGACAAAGUCCACGACAAAUGAACGACUAUGUGAAGUUACGUUUUAGGCACAUUUAGUCAUGUUAUGUCCAUCCAUCCAUUAUACAAACCGCUCAUCCUCACUCUCCCAACUGGCAAUUAUAGGCGGAGUAUUUAGUAUGCCUGACACACUUGCGUUGUGGAACAUGUUACUCUGACCAGAAAUGGUGCACCUUUCUUUCCACUGAAACCUUUCGCCUGUUUUUACUUGCUGACUGGGCAAAUGAAGAUGAAACAUUUCCAUACAAGUUGAGCCGAUUACGAUCAUCGCUUGCCAACACAGUGAACCAAUACGGUUAGAAAUAAGUGAAUGUACUGUGAAAGUGGGUGGGAUGUUUCGAAGACAGAACAUCAUUUUUAAUCGAAUGAAGAAAUGACUUGAUAUUUUUAUAUGUACAGUAUACAGCAAACUGUAUAAAGUUCUCUCCCUGCUCAUUGUUGCCAGCAAGAUUUCAAGUGGCUUAUUCUUCCAAAUAAAAAAGUCUGCAAUAC